ACAAAAGGGGCGCGGUCUCAAACGCAUACGCGCCAAAAACGUUUAUGUGUUGGAGACCACUCCCCUUUUGCGCCGCUUGCCAUACCCAAAUCUAUUUAAGCACCAAAACCUCGCACACGCGAAUCAUUACGGCACGAGCACUCGAGAAGGCCACUUCAGGACGGCACGGAGGAAACCACAGCAGCCGCUAGAGCAGAGGGGAGCAGAGACCAGCAGAGGAACGGCCAGCAGCAGGAGAGGAAUCCGUUCUCGGACCGGCAGAAAGCCAGCAACGGGAGGAAUUUCGUUUUCGGCCCCGCGUAGGAAGGCCAGCAGCAAUAGCCGAAAGAAGAAUCAUCAGCAGAAGGAGGAAAUCAAAAUCCGUUCUCUGGCCGGGGGAAGGCAUGCUGGCUGAUGCUGCAGUUGAGGAGCAAGAAUGAUAAAGACGGUGGAAGUCGCCAGUUCCCGACUCGUCGGUUUUAACAUUAAACGGCCCUUUUCAGGGCCACAAAAUUAUCACGAGAGAGUUAUUCUUGAAUCCAAAUUCAUUGCGUCAGCGAGAAACAUACUGCUAGAAGCCUUAAAAUUAAGUGUAAAUCUUGUUAAACCUAUUUUGCAAAUCCGAUCAUGAUUUUUGCUGCUUCACGCUGAUCGAUUGAAAUGAGCUUCCCAUCUUGGGAUGUAGCAUUCAAGUACCUAGUAGCACCAUUUUUGGCGCUUCAUAACCCUACUGAACUGCGGCUAGACAAGAUGUCCCAGCAUUUGCGGAAGGUGUACAAGGCGUCCUAUCGGAAGCGGAAGAGAGAGGAGAGAGAGGAGGAGAGGCAGUUGGCGGAUGAGCCUACCGCGGCGCCAGUGGACAACGCUGAACGCAAAAGGCGGUACAGGCGACGGAAGCGAGCUGCUGAAGGAGGUGGAGAGCGCGGGGAUGAGUUCCCGGAAGGUUCUGGGGCUGGACCGUCGGUGUCCAAUCCAGGAAAGCGGAGGCGGCAGGGGCGAGUGGGAGAUGCAACGGAAGGGUCGACUGCGUCUGGCAGCACUUCUGCUGAACGUAUGAGACGGUUGCGGGAGAGGAGGAGGACUGGACAGACAACGUUCGGUCGGAGCGAGCAAGGAGGUGCUACCGCGGAUGUUACUUUCGUUGCUGGAGGUGUGCGACGGGGUGGUAGACGAGGAAUCGCGGACAUUUCGGUUCCAAAUUUGGCAUCGGAGAAUCCCGAACAGGGGAUUUAUCCGCCCAUGGAGGCAGACACAAUAAGCCUCCAUGAUCCGGUGGUGCAGAUUGAUGAAGAAGAAAUGCCAUCAAAUUCUGCACCAAGUCAGUCGGAUAGCAUUUCAGAUGGGGCAAGCCAGGAGCCAGGUCCUCGCAAUGCAAGCAGACCGAACUACGACAGGGCCACUCUUGAGUUCCGUAAGCUUUUCGUUGAGAACUCGUUUGGUGCUGUGUGCAGCGUUUGCGACAGACUUUGGUUCAAGAACGACCUGAAGCCCAUCACUGAAGCUGGGGGAAAUGUACUGGUACAAGCCGGCGACUUUGAUUCAACCGAAGGUUUCAUGGUGUGCCAAACCUGCAACAGCAGCUUGAAUCGUGGAAAGGUCCCAACCCUGUCCAAAAGCAACGGAUUUGUUUACCCGCCGAUUCCACCGGGUCUUCCCAAACUGGAUAUGAUCAGCAAGCGGCUGAUUUCUCCCCGUUUCAUCUUUCUGGUGAUUCGUCGUCUGUGUCAUGCUUUGGGCAACUAUGGUAUCAUUGGGCAGGUGAUCAACGUGCCGGUAGACGUUGAGGAGAUGGUUCGGGUUCUUCCUCGCGAUCUUGAUAAUGACUGUGCGAUUAAUGUGAGCUUCAAGAAGCACACUGCACACAAAUCGAGCCAUUACUCGGGGUGGGUUUGCAAGGGGACUGUUUAUGCUUGGCUCAAGUAUCUCGUAACUACUCCGUUGUAUAAACGUGAGGGCAUUACUUUUGACGAAGAACGAUUGAAUGCGUUCGGAGCAGAUCCACAGGAGGGUCCCUCGCGGGCGGAAGAAGCCAUGCCACUGGAUAUCAUCGAUGAUGAAGCCGAGCUGUUGGCUAGCAUGCAACAAACUGCGAUGUGGAACGAAGACAUGUACCUGGAGCUUUGCCCUACCAUGAACCGAAUGCCCUCGAGUAUUUUGUACGAUGAGAAUGCUGAGGAGUUGAGCAAUCCCGACAUAUACUUUGGGGUCCCGACAACGAUCAAGCAAGGCGUACAAGCUACUGUGUUCAACAAGGCGAGCAGUGAAGCUAGGCGAGCUGACAGGCGGGGUGCUCGUCCAGAUCACAUUCUGGCCAUGGCCAUGAAGGUGUUAUACUGCCGUAUGAUUGAAGGGCUCAAAUGUCACUUCAAAUCUGUGGGAACAGAUAACGUCACACGUGCCCAGCUCAGCGAUCCAGAGUUCCAGAGGAAUAUGAUGGAGAUUGGCUUGGCUUUCUUCAAAGGGAUACCGAACUCUGUGCAGUACUGGCAAGGACGCAAACAGGACCUCUUCGCCAUGAUUCGACAGUUGGGUAAACCAACAAUGUUUCUCACCUUGAGCGCCAGUGAAACUCAAUGGGAAGAACUGUUGAAGGUGCUGCACAAAUUGUCCAGUGACUACGAUGACCUUGAAUUGGCCGACCCGCUGUCGGAGUUAAGCGCGUUUCAAAAGGCAAAGUUGGUCGUUGAAGAUCCUGUGACGUGUGUUGCAUACAUCGACAAGCUUGUUGACGUCAUAAUGCGCAUCUUGAAGUCCAAACGGUUCAGUCCAUUUGGUAAAUACUACGUUGUGGAUUACUUCAAGCGGAUCGAGUUUCAACAACGUGGUAGCGCGCAUGCCCACAUCAUGCUCUGGUGUGCAAACGAUCCUCGUGAGGACGUUUCCGAGGACAUGCCCGCCACCAUUGAAAUGAUCAACACUCUCUGCUCCAUCGAUGCCUUCCGUUGGUUGGGACCACUGCUUGGCAAGAAGCAAGAGCACGCUCACACACGUACAUGUUACAAACACAACGAUAAACGUUGUCGUUUCAACAUUCCGUACUGGCCGAUGAACGAGGAUCGGGUAUUGGUGCCCCUUCCGGCUGAUGACAGUCGUCGUUCUGCACUGAAGAAACGUGCUCUCGAGUUUCGUGAGAUUCUGGAAACGAAGACUUUCGAAACUCUCGAAGACUUUCUGGCCGAUUGUGAGUGUACCGAGGAAUACUACCUCGAAGUGAUUCGUGCAUGGCUACAGCGACCAGCGUUCUUCUUCAAGCGUCCGAUGAAUCAGCUCUACAUGAAUCCAUUCAACGUUUGGAUUGGCGGUGUACUUCGCUCCAACAGUGAUCUGCAGUUCAUCAUGGACGAGUACUCGUGCGCCUCUUAUUUGGUUGAUUACGUCAACAAGACAAAUCGAGGCAUCAGCGCGUUUCACCGAGAGCUUCUCGAGCUGCAGGAGCAGUAUCCCGACUACGACUAUCAAGGCUUGCUGAAGAAGUUGGGCGUGAGAGUACUCAACAGUGUUGAGAUGUGCUCACAGGAAGCAGCGUGGAUCUUGCUCCGGUUACCAAUGUCCGAAGCAAGCCGGAAAAUCGAAUUUGUGCCGACAAUGUGGCCAAAUGAGAGAACCCGAUGCCGGAAGCGACACCAGCAGAUGGACGACGAGGGACUCGACGACGACUCAACGGACGUAUGGACCAGAAACAUCGUCCAGAAGUAUGAGGACCGCGAUGGAUUGGAGGAUGUGUGCCUGGCUGAUUUCGUCGCAUGGUAUGCACCGAUGAAAAGCACCAAAAACAGCUACAAGCUGCGAGGCACUGCCAAAAUCCUGCGAUGGCGAGGAUACCCGAUGAGCGAAAUGGUCGAGUACAAGCGAGAGGCAGUGCUCCUGUUUUUGCCGUUCCGGAAUGAACGAGUCGACCUGCUGGACCAGAACAAAUUCCUCCAAUUGUACGAUUCGCAUGAGACAGAGCUCAUCGCGAAACGUAAGGAAUACGAUUGUGAGUUGAAUUUGGAGCAGACCGUUGAGGAAUACCUCCGAAUAAUCGCACAGGAAGGCGAUGGCGAGCAAGAGAGAGCCGCCACGGAGAAGCACAACGAGUACGUGAGGAGCAUCGACAUGCAGCCAAACAACGAUGACAUCGAAAACCUGCCGACUUCUGCACUGCGAGCGAUUGUGAAACAACGUUCGAAUGUCAUGCCAAAAGCUGACUACUGUGCCUGGAUGCGGCAGGCUAACGAGAAGCAGCGCAUGUUGAUCCUCCACAUCAUCCAUCGACUGACGAGCUUUGAUCCUGAAAUUCCAGCGAUGCAGAUCUUCCUGACUGGACCAGCGGGUAGUGGUAAAACGUUCACACUGCGUCUGAUGAUGGAAACCUAUAACCGGUACAGCCAAGGUCACAACUCUCGCAACAACGCGUAUAUUGCAUGUGCGUCGACAGGCAAAGCCGCCGUUAACAUUGACGGUGUUACGGUCCAUCGUGCCUACCGCAUUGCAAUAUCGCGCCAGAGUGACUCAAAGCUUAGCCCUGAAUGGCUGCAGACGUACCGAAAUGAAUUCCGGAACGUGAAGCUCCACAUUGUAGAUGAAGUUAGUAUGCUUAGCGCAGGUAACUUCAGAACAAUGCACAUACGUUUGCAGGAUAUUCAUUUGGAUUACCUUCACCCAUUCGCUGACCAGGACGUUACGUUUACCGGAGAUUUACAUCAGCUGAAUCCAGUCAAUGCUUUACCAAUCUAUAAGGCUCCGAGAAAUUCGAUUGGUGGAUCUUGGCUGUGGGAUUACAUCCGACUGUACGAGUUGGAUCAGGUCAUGCGUCAGACCGAUGUGGUGUUCUCCACCAUCCUCACCGCGAUUGGCGAAGGCAAGAAACUGACGGAUGAACAGAAGACGCUGAUCGAGAGUCGGUUCAAGUCAGUGGAGGACUGCCAACGGGAAGCUCCCAACGCCGUUUGGCUGUUCCAUCAAAACGUUGAUGUCGAUCGGUUCAACAGAGAAGCGUUGAGUGGGCUCGAGGGUCUGGACUGUCUUGCCGACGAUAUGAUCACAGGUCACAGCACAUCCGCUCAGGCAACCAGUGCACGAACGAAAUUACAUAAAAUGAGCACAGCCCAAACGAGUGGGCUGCCAUAUAUGGUUCGUUUUUGCAUUGGAAAGCCCUACAUGAUCACUACCAACAUCGAUGGCGAUGAUAAUCUGGUAAACGGAGCAAUCGGCGAGCUGAAGUAUGUGGAGAUGCGGGAAAACGACGCCGGCGAAGAAGUGAUCUACAGACUCUGGUUGCAAUUCGAUACGGAGAAAAUCGGAACCAUUGCAAGAUCUAAGGCGCAGGCAGUCGUUAACGCCCGACCCCAUCUCCUGCAGCAGGAUUGGACCCCCAUCACGAAGCAGCACGUGAACAUCGCUCUUGGAGGUACGAUCAAAUGCAAGCGGAUUCAAUUUCCGAUUGCGAGUGCCUGUUCCAUGACAAUCCACAAGUCACAAGGUGGAACUUUCCCCAAGGUCGUUUACCAGUACAGUCGCUCGCAGGAGCAAAGGCUGGUGUACGUUGCUUUGUCACGGGUUACUUCGCUGGAAGGACUCUACUUGACCUACGCGGACAAUCCCUCUCUAGAUCCGUCUAAGGAAAAGCCUGUGUUCCACCACGCCAAGGCAAACAACUCUCCAGCGAUGCGUGAGUUGCGGGACGAAUACAAGCGCUUGAGGAAUAACCGUUAUCGAACGAUCGGAGACGAUUUUUCUGAGGUGUUGGCGAGUAGUGGACCAGCAUGCACCCUGAUGACAAUCAACGUCCAAAGCUUGAGCGCUCAUCACCAGGAUAUAUCGAUCGAUUCCAUACUGACCAGUGUAGACUACUUGGCCCUAAGCGAGACGUGGUUGGAUGAUAACUCCUCGGUCGAGAUUGAAGGCUACACUUGUGUUGUCCAGUCCAAAAGGGAUGACGCAAGAUCUGGCGGUGUGGCAAUUUAUCGAAAGACGACGACCAAAACCAGCAUGGCAGUCCCGUAUACUCCCGAAUUGGUGAGUCAAGAUCGAGACGAACUUUUCGGUGUGGCAGAUAAAUACGGUGACGUUUGCGCUGCUACAGUGGAUGUGAUGGGCACUGAGGUACUGCUGUUCUCGGUGUACAUCAUCCCAGGAACCACACUGAAGCAGAAAGGUUGGUUUUUGGCACGGAAGUUGCUCCAGACUGCCCGCACUGGUUUGCCAAUGGUAGUAACCGGUGAUUUUAAUGUCGACGUUUCCAAACGAGAAAAUGUCGAAUUCAUUAAGUUUAUGGGCGAGCACUUCCAACUAUCCUUAGCUAACGACGUGAGACAGACGACCACAAAUCGUGGAACGGUCCUUGAUCUCACAUUUACCAGAGGCAUACAUGUGGCGAGCAAUUCGCGGUAUGUAUGCUAUUUUUCCUACCACAGACCCAUGCUGUCUGUACUACGAACUGAAGAACCCGAGCCAUCUCAGUUGCAUUGAUCCAUAAACGUUCAAAGCCGGACACGACGAUAUUAUCAUCGGAUUUUACAAGAAGAAAUUGAAAUGUAAAUUACCAGUUACACCUACACGAACACCAACUCACAAAUGAACUGUAAACUCAUUAAUUUAAGUAUACCAGAAAACUUUUGUAAACACUAACUAAACACACUGACCCCUCCCCCACCCCCCAAACAUUAACAUCACUACAUCAGGAACCAAAUGAAAUGUAAAUAUUACUUUAAGAAACAGAACAAUAUUGUACUACACACUAAAACCUACCCAACAACCGCCCCUCCCCUCUUCCACCCACUCCUUCUCCUUCCCGCUUUAUUCAUAUAUUGAACGUAUUUAAUGAUUCAUUCAACCGUCAUCAAUUGUUUAUUAACAGGAAACCAUCCCCCGCCCUCUUGGAACACCGCUGAUGGACCCAGCCAGGAUCAAGCCUAAUCUCAUUUCUUCAUUCCAGGGCAAAAAUUAAACGGUCCUUUUCAGGACCACCAAAACAUUCACGAAAGAGUUGUUCUGCAAUCAUCCAAUUAAGCAAAAUAAAAUAAUCUGGUUUUGAAUUUCAAUAUCUAUCCGAAAACAUACUGUACUACACACUAAAACCUACCAAACAACCGCCUCCUUACCUUUUUCCCCUCCCCUUUCCAACCAAUCCUUCUCCUUCCCGCUUUAUUCAUAUAUUGAACGUAUUUAAUGAUUCAUUCAACCGUCAUCAAUUGUUUAUUAACAGGAAACCAUCCCCCGCCCUCUUGGAACACCGCUGAUAGACCCAGCCAGGAUCAAGCCUAAUCUCAUUUCUUCAUUCCAGGACAAAAAUUGAACGGUUCUUUUCAGGACCACCAAUACAAUCGCGAAAGAGUUGUUCUGCAAUCAUUCAAUCAAGCAAAAUAAAAUAAUCUGGUUUUACAUUUAACUAUCUAUCCGAAAAC
Molecule: messenger RNA, 7364 nt
Organism: Culex pipiens pallens (northern house mosquito)
Lineage: Eukaryota; Metazoa; Arthropoda; Insecta; Diptera; Culicidae
Exons: 4
Coding region: 640-6429 (1929 amino acids)
Biological process (GO): telomere maintenance; DNA repair
Molecular function (GO): DNA helicase activity
Source: RefSeq, a predicted model, not a curated record